Molecule: messenger RNA, 7758 nt
Organism: Leguminivora glycinivorella
Lineage: Eukaryota; Metazoa; Arthropoda; Insecta; Lepidoptera; Tortricidae
Exons: 2
Coding region: 2811-7127 (1438 amino acids)
Biological process (GO): DNA integration
Molecular function (GO): nucleic acid binding
Source: RefSeq, a predicted model, not a curated record
AGUCGGCCACAAUGGUGGUUAAUGCUGGGAUCCAGCAGAUAAAGAAUCAAGGCUUAUAAUAUAAAUAAAGAAUGCAAGGCAUACAUUUUCAAUAUAAUCAGACAUCUUUACUAACAGAAAUCAUAGAUGGCGCUACUGGUAACAGAAGCUGCGAGAUAUUAUUUUAUGCGAAUAUGUUUGAAGUGUUUUCUUACGAAGUCUGGUUCGGCAUUAAUUUAGGCUCGUUUAAAUAAAGAGGCUGGCAUUUGUAUUUAUUAAUUGAAGAUAAUUUGAGUAAAUAAGUCAUAUUUUAUAUUUUGCGUAACAAGCGGAAUAUCAAUUGUACGGAAUGUACGGAGUACCAACUUGAAGAAAUUGCAUCAUGGUGGCCGGAAACAGAACGAUUACGUUUCCGUUAUGGAUGUAUUUAUGAUUUAUUUUACAAUUAGAAUGUAGUUGUAAAUUAUCAGGAAGAAUAUUCAGAGAUAAAAAUAAAUAAAAAAUAUUGGAGCAUUUGUCUGUAUUUAUCAAGUAUGAUAUUCAUUAAUUUAAUUUUAAGAGAAAUACCAUUGUGUAAUAGUGCCUUCGUGUUACCAACAUAACCGCAAGAAUAGGCUACGCAAGGCGUCUAGUAAUGGUGCCAGAUGAGGGCAGGUGUUGCUACACUAAGAAGAUUACCCACAAAAUCGACGGAAAUGUACGGAUUGUCGGGAUUAUCAAGAUAACUAAAGAAGAUGAAGAAAUCGGUUACUAAACGGAUUCGACUUGGAAAAUUUAUGCAAGAACUAAUUUUCCAAUUAGACGGUUAGAUAAUUAAGUUAUAACAAGCUGUGCCUAGAUAUAAGUAGGUAACCUAUUCAAUUUUAUGACAUAUUAAUUGUUUAAUAUAUUGAAAAAUUGGCUGAUUUAUAGGAGUAUAAUAAGAAGACAAAUAAUAGUCGUAAUAACUAAUAAGUAUCUUAUAGGAAAUAUGCGCGUAGUAAAGACGGGUUUGCACUCUAUAUUUUACUUCGUAUGUUUUCUUUUUACUUUAGAAUUAUAAAUUUAGUUUUAAGAAUUCGGGUGUAUGGCUAUUUAUAAGGAAUCAAUAUAAUUAUUAUGAGAAUUACCGAUAAGAGUCCGAAAUUCGUUUCAUAUUUUAUCGAAAUUUUGGGGGGGAAUUAAGUUGACUUUGGCAACAUUGAAGGUUGUACAGUACUCGUCCGUCCAUUUUGAAUCGUUGGCGGAAGGUCGUUGAACAGUCGCGAGUUCCACAGGAAGGUUCCUUAAAUUAUACAGGUAAUCAUUGUAAAUAUUGUAAUAAAAAGUGCACCGACGAAGUGAUGAGCGUGUAAAUAAGUUGGAUCAUCAAAAAUUUGUUCAUUUACGUUCAUAGGUACAGUGAAUUCGCCACCGCCAACCACACCGGACAAGACAAACAACUUUUACAUCGGAAUUGGCCAAACCCCGGAUAAGACUACUUAAUACCCGGACAAGACUACUUCUCGGCUAGACAAGACUACGGUCUAGACAAACAACAGAAUGGACGACAUUCUUUUAGCAAGGCUUAGGCUCAUUAACGACAAACUCACAACGGACUUAGAAGUAAUUCCGGGUACUGUUAAUUUAGAAAAUUUAGUGCAGGCUCAGAUCACAUACAGUAAAUUAGAAGCAACACUGAAAAGACUUAGCGGAGACCUGACGGAGUACUUUAGGCUGGCUUCGACACCCGCAUCUGAUGAAAUCUGCUUGAUAAGUGGACUUCAACUUCAAGCAGAGGAGACUUUAGCUGAACUUAAGGUGAAGAUUGACCAGAUAUCUACAUCAAGCAAACCAUCAGAGAAGCUGACUGAAGCGAACUCCUCGUGCAGACUUCCUAAGCUCCAGCUGCCGGUGUAUAAUGGGGAUGUACUGGCGUGGUAUGAAUUUUGGGAUGCCUUCAGAAGCAACAUCGAUGCAAGGAACCUGCCGGAUGUUGACAAGCUUUCUUAUCUUAAGACUUCAGUCACGGGAGAUGCCAAAAAAGUCAUUGACGGUCUAGCGACUACAAGCACCAACUAUGCUAUUGCCGUUACGAUACUGAAGGAAAGGUUCGGGAAAACUUCACAUCUUAUAGACGCGCACUAUGCAACAUUAUAUAAAAUUAAGAUGGCCAAAGGCAGUGCGGAUGACUAUAGAAGGACUUUCAACGAAAUCGAAAGGAAUCUUAAGAUUUUAGAAUCACUAGGUGAGAACAUUAACCACAACCAUCUGCGCUUCAUGCUACUAGAGAAGUUUCCUUCUGAUCUAGUAUACGAAAUAAAACUUAAAGUUAAGGAUGAUUCCAUUCAAGAACUGAGAAGCCACCUGGAUAAAAUCAUCACUGCCAAAGAGGACGCGGAAAGGAUAUCGGGUAGGAAACGCCCUCAAGAGACAGAAGCUAGUACGGUCGGGACUCUUCAUGUGAAUGCAAAACGUGCGAGAUACGCAAACCAGUCCCAACUACAACACAGUAACCAGAGUAAACAAAACCAUCAGGGACGCUUUGAUAAGAGACCGGUACUAAAGAAGUUUAAGGGUUUCAAGAAAUAUGACAAUAAAGGAAACAGACCAAACCAAACUUCAACUUCAAACAAAGAUCAGGCAGAAACUCAGCGAAGUACUCCAGGGGCUAAGAAGGGAUUGGUGUGUAUAUUUUGCGAAGGGGGCCAUUAUAAUGAUAGUUGCCCUGAAGCAUCUACUUUAGCAGAAAGGAAGAAACGACUUGCAGGACGAUGCUACAUCUGCUUCAGUAAGAAUCACGUAGCAAAUGCUUGCUGGAGAAAGAGAAGGUGUGCCCGUUGUAAAGGAGAAGUACCGCAUAAUAGAGCAUUAUGUCCUUUAAAUUUUCAGAAGGAUACAACGGAGAAGAGUCAGUCCUGACAGUUCUAGAAGAGGGAAUCACAGCACUCCAAACGGCAACAGUUUAUGCAAGCCCCAUAGAUGAUAAGAAUAAACAAUUUAAAUAUAGGCUUCUUUUAGAUCCAGGUUCCCAACGCUCUUAUGUAACAUUCCGGACUGCAAAGGAAUUAAAACUUCCCGUCGAAGAAGAGAGUCAUCUAGUAGUAUUCACCUUCGGCGACGAUCCUCCCAGAGAGAUACAUAGCCCAAUAGUCACCCUUCAUCUACUAUCUAGAACAAACAAGAACAUAGUAAUACAGGCUAACUGCGUAGAGCAUAUCUCCAGAGGUUAUAUACCUAAUGUCAAGAUGAAGAACUUACCGGAGUCAUAUACACUAGCGGACGACGGGUCGCUAAGCGGACCUGUACAGAUCUUGGUUGGAAACGAAUAUUACUGCAACAUAACUUACGAGAAAAAGGUACAACUGGAUAGCAAUUUGUUUCUAAUCGACUCUGCACUUGGUUGGAUAAUUAGUGGUAGAGCAGAACCACAGCUUAGAGACGAGUCGUACGUAGUGACUUACACUCAGACUUGCAUUGAAACGAAGCUUCAUCAGCCAGAUCCACCUCUUUGUAAUGGAGACAUAAAGAGCCUUUGGGAACUAGAAUGUAUAGGUAUUAGUGAUUCCCCAAGAGCAACUAGAGAAGAAGAAGCCAUCAAAUAUUUUAAUGAUACAACUUUAAAAUUAAAUAAUCGUUACACGGUAAGCUGGCCUUGGAUAACUUAUCCACCGGAUUUACCUAAUAAUUUUGGAAUGGCUUUUGGUCGUUUAUCAAGCUUAUUGAAGCGUAUGGAUCAAGAUACGUUAUUAGCAUACAGCGAUACGUUUAAAGAACAAUUAGAUAAAGGUAUAAUAGAAGUUGUACCUACUUCAAGAACGUCAACGGGUAACGUCGUUCACUACUUACCUUUCCAUGGAGUACGUCACCGAGGAAAACCUAUGAGAAUAGUUUAUGAUGCUAGCUCUAAGAGUAGCAAAGACACCAAGAGUCUGAACGAAUGUUUGUACAGAGGACCACUCAUGUUAGAAGACCUCACUGGCUUACUUAUAAAAUUUAGAACUCAUCGGAUAGGUUUAACCUCAGAUAUUGAAAAGGCGUUUUUACAGAUGGCGUUACACGAGAAGGAUCGUGAUGUAACCAGAUUCUUGUGGCUCAAAGAUACCUCUAAACCGGUAUCUCAAGACAACCUACUAUACCUUAGGUUUUGUAGAGUUCCAUUUGGCGUCAUUUCAUCACCGUUUUUGCUUAAUGCGACUAUUAAGCACCACCUGUCCAACGCAGAAGAUCAGCAAGUCAGACAGAAAGCAAAUGACAUAUAUGUGGAUAACUUUGUUUCGGGUACCGACACUACGGAUGAGGCGAUGAAACUCUACAAAAAUCUAAAAGGAUCUUUUCAAGACAUUUCAAUGUCACUCAGGGAUUGGAGUUCGAAUUCUAGGGAAUUUAUGAAGAAAGUCUCUGAUACAUGUAAAGAAGAUAAAGUAAAGGUACUUGGUUUGGAAUGGGACAUCAAAAAGGAUACUCUCCAGUUGAAACCUAACUUACAAGAAGAAGCUGUCACGAAAAGAGGAAUACUGAAAACUAUUGCAUCAAUCUACGAUCCAUGUGGUUAUGCAGUACCUUAUACCCUAUCAUGUAAACUCUUUUUACAAGAGCUUUGGAAAGCUGGAGUGUCAUGGGACUCACCAUUAUCAAGCGAACUAACGGAAGAAUGGAACAAGAUCCGACAGAACUUAGAAGCCAUUAGGAAGGUGUCGGUGGACAGAUGCUACAUGAAGACACCAGUGGGAAAAGGCUACCAACUACACUGUUUCACCGAUGCCUCUCUACAGGCUUAUGCAGCAUCAGUCUUUUUAGUUUGCGGCUCGGAGAAAAGCUUCAUUAUUGGUAAAUCCCGUCUGAUACCAAUAAAGGAUCAGGAGAGUCUCAAGAUACCCCGUCUUGAACUUUUAGGAGUACUGAUUGGCAGUAGACUGAUAAAGUUUGUUCUUAAGUUUCUCCAGCAGAAGAUAGUAAGGCAAGUCUUAUGGACCGACAGCCAGAUCGUCAUAGAAUGGUGCAAAUCUGACAAGCUAUUGCCACCCUUCGUUGCCAGGCGGAUAGAAGAGAUCAAAACAAAUAAAGAUCUGGAGAUCAGAUACCUUCCAUCAGACCUAAAUCCAGCUGACGUCGGCACCAGACCCACCUGUUCAAGAGAGGACAGGGAGAAAUGGCUGAGUGGUCCACAAUUUAUAGUUCAAGAUCCGAAGACGUGGCCAACAACUUCUGGCGGUGGACCAACCAGUUCUCUCUUGAUUGGGGAGGGUCUUGGGAUCCAAGAAGACGAAGAACUGAUGGAAAUAGUUGAUCCAGACAUACACAAUGUUAGUCCGAUGGAAACGGAGGAGAGUACAACUACAAAGGAAGUAGCGAGUCAAGACAAUGAUCAGAUGCCGGAUCAGUUACUAAAUUUGAAAGAAAUUCAAGCUGAAUACUUUCCUCUAGAGGUAGAAGGAAAGGUAACUAGUCUAAGUUUGAAUUUAGGCGUAUUUAAAGACAUAGAUGAGUUACUGAGGUGUAAAGGUCGUAUGAAACACGCAGACUGGUCAUUUGAUAAACGCUACCCUAUACUUAUACCGAAAGAUUCAGAUUUCACCAACGAAAUUAUAAUGAAGACUCAUCAAGAAAAUAAGCAUGUUGGAGUAAGUCACACGCUAGACAAGAUAAGGGAAACUUACUGGAUACCACAAGGAAGAAGCCAAGUUCAGAAGAUUUUGAGGAAGUGCUCCGAAUGUAUGAAGCAUGACGGAGGGCCAUAUAAACUACCGGAAACUCCUGCGUUACCAAAAGAGAGGGUCAAUUAUAGCUCUCCAUUCACAUACGUUGGUACCGACUAUCUGGGACCACUUCUAGUUAACAAUGGGAAUGGCAAUUGUAAAAGGUGGAUUAGCCUCUACACAUGCUUAGCCGUAAGAGCCAUUCACUUAGAAGUUGUAAAGGACUUAACUGCGGAAGAAGGUUUAAUGGCCUUACGUAGAAUGAUUUCAGCAAGAGGUGUACCUACCUUAAUAACGUCUGAUAAUGCGGCUCACUACAAGUUACUCUCAGAGAUUCUUCAGAACCCAUACUGCGUAGAGAAAGAGAUAAAAUGGAAAUUUAUACCACAAUUAGCACCAUGGCAUGGAGGAUUCUAUGAGAGAUUAGUUGGUUUAGUUAAAAACUGUAUGAAGAAAACAUUACAGAAACAUUUGUUGAAUGACACCCAGCUAGUAACAGCGGUGAAAGAAAUAGAAGCAGUUCUUAACACAAGACCCUUAACUUACGUAGAUUCAGAGCCGGAUCAUGUACUAAAACCUUCAGACUUUCUUACCAUGGGAAAGUGUAUCAUUAUGGAAACUUCAGAUAAGGAUCCUACAACGUCGCAAGGGACGGUGACUAAGGACCACUUAAUUAAAGGUUGGAAGAAAGCACGGAUAAUUCUACGAGAAUUUAAAGAGAUGUUUGAGAACCGGUAUCUCCUAAAUUUGAGAGAAAGAUAUUCCCACCAUCCUAAAGAACCUAGAGUAACAUCAAAGUUAGCACCUAAGAUAGGUCAAAUCGUGCAGAUUAAAGGUGACACGAAGAACAGGAUAAAUUGGAAAGUUGGGAAAAUAGUAUCUUUAAAGGAAGGCGCCGACGGUUUAUGUAGGGUCGCCAAGGUACGAGUAGGAGAUACAGAGUAUACAAGAUCUAUCGCGCAUCUCUACCCGCUAGAGAUCGAAGAUGGAGAAGAGCAGUGCAAACAAACAUCAUCUUAUGACGAAAGUGUUGAAGAACCGGUGCAGCUUCCUGAUCUUCCACGUCCAUCAGGCAAGGAUGACCAGACAGUGGAAUCCCUCAACGACGUUGCUGAGCCUUCAUCUGAGCAGAGAUUCACUCAUGAAGUUAGAGAUCAGCAAGAAGAAGUACAGCCUCAUGCCUCGCCAGUAGAGAGAAAGUGUUCCUCUAAACAAGCGGUUGAGUUUAUGUCUAGUGAGUUAAACGAGCCUAAGCCUAAGUCUAUGUCCGAACCAGAGCCACUCGCGGUCGUCGACCUCGAGUUUUACGACCAGAAUGAUCCCGAGUCACACCACCUAGAGGAAGUUACGCCAGAAGGACAACACGAAGAAUCAAGACCUAAGAGAGCGGCAGCUCUCCGAGCCCUUGAGAAGAUCAAGGAAUGGACCAGCAAUUUAGUCGCCGUGCUGCUGCCUGAGGCGGGGUGUGUCGCGACAGGCGCGAAUAUCUAAUGCCACAAUACGAAUUUCCUAGCGGCAACACUGAACAGCGCCCUCGUGGGUGGAACUGUGGUAAGUUAUUCCAACGUGGCAAGUAGUAAGGUUAAACCCGGUAUGGCGCGAAGCGUGCGAGUGCAUGAAAGUGUAAGAUACAGUGAGGAAGCCCACAGCUGUCCUGAGUCGUCUAAAGCUAAGUAUUUUAUGUUACUUGGUGCUCGCAGUGGUGGUAUGGUUUCUCUAUGCAAUGAUCUCCUUAAUAGAAGAACAGUAAGUUCGUAUGAGUUUAGCUUGCCACGGAACCUGCCGUGGAAGCUAUUCCUGAGACCAUCUUAGGUAAGGCAGACUAGGUUUCUCUGUCUGGGUAAGACUUGACGUGCCCCAGCUCUCAACUCUGUCUGGGUAAGACUUGACGUGCCCCAGCUCUCAACUCUGUCUGGGUAAGACUUGACGUGCCCCAGCUCUCAACUCUGUCUGGGUAAGACUUGACGUGCCCCAGCUUUCAACUCCACCUGGGUAGACUUGACGUGCCCCAGCGUGCGAGAGCCGUGGCGGCUUCGGCAGCCCGGCUAGAGGUGUGUCGAUGUGCGGCAGUAUACCUCGGCUCGGAUGUUAGGCGUCCGAGUUAUCCGACCUUUGAUGUGUC